Acanthosepion pharaonis is the source of this 549-nucleotide messenger RNA. The record is from the annotation of a GenBank genome assembly. NCBI's taxonomy places the organism in Eukaryota, Metazoa, Mollusca, Cephalopoda, Sepiida, Sepiidae.
AUGAGAAUUAUUUUAGACAUUCGCAGAUCAAGUAAAAGAAUCCAUUCUUACCUGUCUUCUUCAGAUGAACAUCCCAAGAGAGAACAUGAAGUCCUAUCUAGAAAGGUAAUAUCGUUAAUCUUCGUUGGGCAAAACUCACGUAACAGAAAUAGAGACAGCAAAGAUGGAAUUGCGAAUAAUAGCCACCAUGAUGGCAGCAGAAAACGCGGGUUGAUAAGCCGUAAAAACGACUCAUUCAAUCUUUCUUUUUUCUUUUUCUCCAUUUUUUCUAUUUCAUUCUUUUCUGUUACUUUCUUUUCUAUUUCUUUCUUUCUUUCUUUCUUUCUUUUUCACUUUCUCUAUUUCCUUCCUUUCUUUUUUCUUUUUCCCUUUUCCGCUUUCCCUCUUUUUCUCCUUUUACCUUUAGUCUUUCUCUUUUUCUCAUUUCCUCUUUCUUUCUUUCUUUUCCUUACUCUAUUUCCUUUAUCUCUUUUUUUCCUCUUCUCCUUCUCACUCACUCCCACUCCUGUUAUCGAACUGUUUCCUUUUUCUAUCACUUUAUUUAUUUGA